AUGUCGAAUGACUUCAUAGAUGGUGCUUCGAAUGUAAAACGGCGGCGGCGCGAGUCGCCGUCGGAUUCCGAAUCGCACAAUUCCCCGCCGCAGCCGACAUCUGCGACACAGGCGAAUCCUCCACCGACGCAGCUAUCCGGCGCCACCUCGUUUCGAAGCGUGACAGCGUGUAAUAGGUGUAGACUAAGAAAGAAUCGGUGUGAUCAGAGAAUACCAGCAUGCACACAGUGUGAAAAGGUGGGAGUGAAGUGUGUGGGCUAUGAUCCAAUUACCAAGAGAGAGAUACCAAGGAGCUAUGUCAGCUACCUCGAAGAACGAGUGACAUACCUCGAAAAUAUUCUAUCAACAAACAGCCUUCCCUUUGAACCUCCCACCUCAUUUUUUCCUCUUAAUGGCCAGGUAGCAACGUCUCCAAGUGCAUCCGGUGUUCAUCCUUUAUCACCAUCGCUGUCAAGGAAUGGCAUCGAUAAUAUUAAUGAAGGCGCAUCCCCUGGUUUUGUUAAACCCCCUACGCCGGUGUCAACUCAGCAUACCCCCGGCAUAGUUACCAUCAACCCCGGCAAUCGUCCGAUCGAUGAAAAUACCGACCUGAUCAAAAAUGACCCUACGCUCUCCGCUAUAUCUUCAAUUCCAGUUCAAGGUACAUCGGAUCCCAGAUUUUUAGGCUCUACAUCUGGCAUUUCCUUCGCUCGUCUGGUCUUCGAAGCCGUCAAGUCUACCAAUGGUGGCGCUAGCAGCAUUGAUAUAGGUAAUGGUGGUGGGAGCGGUAGUGGGAAUGGGAGUGGAAGUGGGAGCUAUACGCCCGUCGGGCGCUGGAACCGCCGCUCAUUCGCCCAACCCGGAGUGUUUAGCAAAGAUACCGACAUGCGCGAUUCUUUCUUCGGCUUACAAGCCAAACCUGCAAUUCCAUCAGCUCCAUUCCCUAGCGAAGGCCUCGGCCGAAAGCUAGUAGAACUGUAUUUCGAGCACUCGAACCCGCAGAUACCGAUUCUACAUCGGGUCGAAUUUAUGAAGUUCUUCGAAGCAGCGUACGAUAUUCGCCCUGGAGAGGCAAGGAGCCCACAAACGUUGUAUCUACUAAAUAUCGUGUUCGCUAUUGGAGCCGGAAUAUUUGUGGACAGAACUCCAGCACCAAGUCCCGGUAUUGGAGCAGAUAUGAAGAGUAUUUAUGAAGGGAAACAACAGCCAGAGGCGUACCAUGCUGCUGCAGUGGUACAUCUUGAGGAAUUUUUGCGGGCUAGCUCUGGUGGGUUGGAAGAGCUGCAAGCUGUAUUAUUACUUGCGGCAUACGCGAUUUUGAGGCCGGUUAGCCCUGGUGUCUGGUAUAUAAUUGGGGUUGCGAUGAGGCUAGCAGUUGAUUUGGGCUUGUUUACAGAAGAAGUAGUGCCGAAGGGCGUUGGUGACGAUGGAAUGAGAGGGUGGAGGAGAGAUCUAAGGAGGAGAUUGUUCUGGUGUACAUACAGCUUGGAUAGGCUUGUUAGUACAUGUGUCGGGCGGCCGGUGCAGAUUGCCGACGAAGUUAUUGGUAUUGAGUUUCCGAGCUUCCUACCUGACGAGUUCAUCACACCAAUGGGCAUCAAGCAGCCAUCGACCCCGCCAGCAGCGACAUACAAAAGUAUAUCAUAUGCCUAUUUCCAGCUCCGCCUUUUACAGUCAGAAAUACUGCAGGUCCACCACUACCAGCAGACACACAAUCAUCCUAAUAGUCUUCCUCAACAUGUCCACCCGACUGGUCUCAAUCUCGUUACACCAUUCCUAAAGCCCCACCAGAGCCUCUUAGAGUGGAGGAAUAGUGUUGACGGCCGACUAAGGGAAUGGUUUGAAGGAUGCCCGAAAACUAAAGAAGCCACUGGAUGCGCGUUUAGUCUCGAGUUUUUGGAGCUGAACUACUGGUUAACACUCAUGAUGUUGUAUCGACCGAGUUUGUCAGUUCCUGAUUUAUUAGCUGAGAAGUUUGGAACCAACGUUGACCCAAACGGAAAGGUUAAGGUUGAUGGGUUGGAGAACCGACAAAGGGAUAAAGUGAGAGAUAAAGAGGAGGAGGAGAGGGUAUACGGCGUUGUUGCAGAAGCAGGAAUGAAAGUCCUACGGCUAUACCGACAACUUCAUCGGAUGCGACAAGUGAAUCAUACAUUCUUAGCGGUGCAUCACUUGUUCAUGGCCGGCAUAUCAUUCCUCUACGCUAUAUGGCAUUCACCGACAGUUCGGGCUAAACUCUCGAUGGACGAUGUCGAUUUCACUAUCCUAGCCGCAACCUCCGUUCUCGGCGACCUUUCCGACCGCUGCCCACCUGCGGAAGCUUGUCGCGUUUCAUUCGAGCGGAUGUCCCGCGCGACAGUAACAAUGUGUCUCUCUGGUGCAGAACCCCAAAACCUAAAUCUCAAUAAAGACGCACCGAGCCCGCCGCCAGACGAGAUCAAACCAUACACAUCGAAACCCGAGGAUGAAAGACGUCCAGUUUCAAAAAGGAAGCGACAACAUAAUUUUGAUCAUCAGUUUAGGGAACUAUUCGCGGGCAAUGAGGACGUAUUGAGCCAAGGUACCGGUGCCGGAAAGAUACCACGAGGUACUAAGGUUGGGAAGUCGCAAAGACUGGUAGAUCGUGGGUUUCACGCUGUUAUCAAGGAGAAGCCAAUAGAUGACCCAAACAAUGAAGGCGAGGAAGAAGUCGAAGACGAGGAAUCGAGGAGAGCGGCUGCCGCGGAAGGAAUGCUUGCCGCUAGUGGCGGCGUGUUUUCACCGGGAGCACAAGCAUACAGUAUUGCGGAGGGAAUGACACCAGGUGACGACGAAAGCCUGAUAUCUAGUACAAACUCGUAUCUUGCGGCUACAGGUGCAGGGUUGCCGACGUCUGCAUCCCAAGCCGGGGAUUCUUUAAUGAGUGGGGUUGAUGUUGACAAUGAUGAUUGGACUGCUGGUUAUAAUGGGCUCAGUGAGUUCGGGAUGGAGGCCGCUGCGAAUAAUGCUGCAACGGCAGCUGCUAAUGCCGCGAGCGGGUUUGGAGGACUGGAUGGAGGAAGUGGAUGGGGUGGGCCGUUUGAUUUGAAUAUGAACUAUGGUGGGUGGGGGGUUGGAGGAUUAGAUGGAAGUUGGACGAACGACAAUAGACAGAUGGAGCUUUUUGAUAGCUUCUUCUUUGGAGGGCCGGGACUAUGA
This is a messenger RNA of Orbilia oligospora ATCC 24927, 3156 nucleotides long. RefSeq lists its product as uncharacterized. Gene Ontology annotation, molecular function: sequence-specific DNA binding; DNA-binding transcription factor activity, RNA polymerase II-specific; zinc ion binding. Lineage: Eukaryota; Fungi; Ascomycota; Orbiliomycetes; Orbiliales; Orbiliaceae. Gene Ontology annotation, biological process: positive regulation of transcription by RNA polymerase II; DNA-templated transcription. The coding region runs from base 1 to 3156 and encodes 1051 amino acids. The record is from RefSeq and is a predicted model, not a curated record. The transcript is spliced from 4 exons.